Molecule: messenger RNA, 1479 nt
Organism: Symbiodinium sp. CCMP2456
Lineage: Eukaryota; Dinophyceae; Suessiales; Symbiodiniaceae
Source: the annotation of a GenBank genome assembly
AUGGCGUCUGCGUCGAAACCAGCAACAUAUAAGCGGUACACGGCUCGGAACACAUAUCAAGGAGAGGUGCCGCCAGCGGCUGUUCUGAUCGAGGACUUUGUGGCAGAGCGUGCGCAUGAUGCGGGCAAGCUCGUCGAGUCAUUGGACCAUGCUGACGCUGUGCCAAGACAUCUUCGGCGACGCGCGAGAAGUUGGCGGCCCUUCGGUUUGUUGCGAUGUCGCGCUCCAGUUAUGGCAGACGCACGGGUUGUGCGACGCAAGAGGAACAGAUACCGAUCCAUAGCCACGACAAGCAAUUCUGCAGCGGUGCUCGCUGCCGAAGAGGAGCCCGGAACCGGUAACAGACGUGUCCGUGUGCGGAAGCACUGGCGGCGCCCUGCCAUUUUAUUGAAGGCACAUGCUUUUGGGGUGCCGCCGCUUGCAGGCACCUCGCAGAAGUACCUUCAGACCCACAUAUGGCAUGCCAAGCGAGCACGCAUGGAAAACCUUUGGAACCAUCGCCUGGCCACCCACAACUGUGGUCUUGGGGUCCGCGCUCUAUACCGAGCCAUGUCUCGGCAUUGUUGCAUGCACGAUCGGAGCUACAUGCAGCUUAUUGAGAUCUUCGGGUCCGAAGAUUCUAUCGUACAGAUCUUGAGUCGCUGUGGGGUCCAGAAGCGCUUGACUCUCAGUGCAACUGCGCGAAGUGGAAGCCGUAGAUUUCGCUCGAUGCUAUAUGCAUGCGACACAGACCAGCUCGUCGCUCCGGUGUUGAUGUUGUGGUGCCCAUCAUUGUGCACCAAGCGACAAGCAACGAAGGAACCCAGCAGCGAAGAGGAGAUGUUGCCGUUCGUCGUUGAUGUCGGGAAGGAGACAGCCCCGCAACUGGACAUCAACAUGUCAAAUGAUGAGGACAGCAAGCAGGACCAGGUUGAAGGCUGCAAGAUGUGGGUGUGGGUGCAUCCAUCGGCCGUUGACGAGGCGCUCUCCAACCUCAGCUUGGCGGCUCAGCAAGCUGCUGGCACACCCAGUGGCAGCAAGCCUUUCGUCACUGCGAUGCCGGGCCUUGGGUUUUUGGAGCUGUCUGGACCGAAAGCUUUGGAGGUGCUUGUCCGCGUCCUUCCACCAGAGGUGUGUCGAGACUCUGCCGCUUCAAGAUUGUGGCGACAGGUUUCUUCGGCUUGUGGCGGUGCGCGGGUGGUUCCACCCCACGGCGCAGUGCUGGCCAUCCAGUUAGAGGAGUCGUUCCUAAACCAGUGCAAGACGGCUGGGCGUGCAGCUGGCAGGCAUCCGAAUCAAGGAGACCAGGGAAGCGAGUGGCUCGCUCGCUGGCCAGAGCAGGUGCAGCAGUGCCCCCUCUGGGAGACCUGCUCGAUGCAGGCAGCGACCCUUCGCGCCGUUCACGUAAGUCGCUGCAUCGAGCUUGCGCGAGUGUGGAGCCUGCCUUGCGCCAGGAUGGACUCGAUGUGUUGUUGGUGUUCCGUGGCGGUGGCAGGAUAG